AUGACGGCUAAAGGAGGAGAGAACACAUGUGAUGCUUUGGUGCAACAGAUGAAAGUGCAACACGUGAAGGUGAAAACCUUCGACGACUAUGAGAUUGCCGUUCCUCGAGAUCAGAUCGAUUACACCACAGACCUCAAGGCACUUGUGGAUUUUAACCCCGACUACAUGUUGAUCACAAUGAAAGGAAACCAGGUCGUUGAAGUUUUACAAGAGAUAGUGGAGUUGGAUGGGAAGACGGUGGUCGUGACACUCAAUGGCUAUCACAAUUCGGAACUUGUUCGAGUCGCAUUGCCAAACACAAAGAUCAUCGAAGGCAUGAUCAUGCAAUCCAUCUAUCACCUCUCCGAUUGUCAAUUCGUUCAAGAAUCCGAGGGUUUCAUCUACCUCCAACCCACGCCCGACACUCCUCCCAUCCAACAAAUCUUCCAACAAUCUCAACUCACCGUUUACAUAUGCAACCACAUAAAGAGCUUCAUGUACGGCCAUCUAGUCAUGAAUCUCGCUGAUGCCAUAGUGGCUUUGAGCGGAUUACCUUUCGCGCAGUUUAUCAAAAGUAAAAGGUGGCGAAGGAUAUUGGCAUCAUCCAUGUGGGAGGCAUUUGAGGUGUUUAAACAUCACAAGAUCGUGCCUCUCGUGCCGGCGAGUAGGUUACCGUCUUUUUUGAACACCUCUUUAUCUUUACACUUGCUUCCUUACCUGUUGCUGUCCCCUAAUUGGGUAUUAAACUCGGUGGUAAUUAAUCUACUGAGGAGCGAUCCCGUUUCCGUGUCAUCAAUGUCCAGGGACUUUAAGCAAGGUCGUAAAACCGAGAUUGAAGAAUGGCAAGGAGAAAUCGUCAAAUUGGCAGGUGCUCGCGGAUCGGUUAAGACCACAUAUAAUGGCGGCGUGUAUAGGUUGGUGAAGUUGGUGGAGAAAUCGAUGACAGAGGAGAAAGAUGGUUGGAAGGUUGCUUUCACUAGGGAGGAAGUAAUUGGUUACAUUGAACGCGGGACCAUACCCAUCUGCUUAACCUAA
Molecule: messenger RNA, 1014 nt
Organism: Acaulospora colombiana
Lineage: Eukaryota; Fungi; Glomeromycota; Glomeromycetes; Diversisporales; Acaulosporaceae
Source: the annotation of a GenBank genome assembly